This is a messenger RNA of Amaranthus tricolor (Joseph's coat), 3807 nucleotides long. RefSeq lists its product as uncharacterized. Gene Ontology annotation, molecular function: DNA topoisomerase type I (single strand cut, ATP-independent) activity; DNA binding. Bases 199 to 3444 code for a protein of 1081 amino acids. The record is from RefSeq and is a predicted model, not a curated record. Gene Ontology annotation, biological process: DNA topological change. The transcript is spliced from 9 exons. Gene Ontology annotation, cellular component: chromosome. Lineage: Eukaryota; Viridiplantae; Streptophyta; Magnoliopsida; Caryophyllales; Amaranthaceae.
AUUGCCGCAGCCUAAAUAUCGUCGGCCCAAAAUCACCAAAACAAAGAAAGUCCCCUGAGGCCCUGAUAUCUGCUCUUACCCUCUACGCCCUACGGGUUUCCCUUCUUCUUCCUCAUCUUUGGCAGCACAAAAACUCUUUUUAGUCGACUCCACAACCGCCGCAUUUUAUCAGCUAUCCAAGUUUCUAGAAAGUUCCCCAUGAUUAAGAGAUAUUGCGCAAUUCGGAGUUAUGCAGCCACAUAUUUUCCAUACACUUCCAUUAGUGGUUGCGAUUUACGUACAGUUGGAUCAUUGAUACAUUUUAGAAAGGUUAGAAGAGCCUGUACGAUGGUUUCUCUGCAGCCAAAAUCUAAUGGGUGUGAGAUGCACUUCAACAGUUUUCUAGGACUUGGCCAAUUAAAAAGGAGUAGCAUGUGCUCUUUGCCAAUACAUGGGUUUACCUGUCAUCUCUUACCUUCAAAUUCUAGUAUUGCAAGUAGUACUAGACUUAAUUAUGUGACAUGUGCUAAGAGGAUGUUCUCUACAAAUACAUUUCCAGAAAUAGAUCUUAGUGGUACUAGCACUAGUGAGUUUGUGCUUGUAAGAGAUGAAAAGCAGGAGCCAAAAGCUGAAACAAAACAAAAGCCAAGAUCACGAACCAAGAAGAAAAAAGAAGUGCCUUCUGGUUCAUUGUCUUCUGCUGAUGUUAUUCUGUCAAAAGGUUCUAAAAAAGUUAAAAGGCCAAAUGGCCUGUUACCAGAGAAUGCCGAGAAUAGCUCAAUUGUGGAUAUCACUGGGGAAGAAGUUGCCAUAUCUGGCUCACCACAAGCUGUACCUAAGAAAAAAGUCUCAAAAUCCAGAAAGAAGUCCGCAUCAGUUAAAGAAAAUGAUUUAGAGGUGAAUAUCAAUGGUGCCUUACAUAAACCUGAAAAGGUGGAGGAGGAGGUAGCUGAUACCUGUAAAGCACCCCAGAAACCCAAGCCUCAGAAAGUUAAUGGGAUCAAGUCUAUUAAGUUGAAGCCGUUGUACCCUCCUACAGGAAAAUCUGUAUUAGUGGUAGAGUCUGUCACUAAAGCAAAGGUUAUUCAGCAGUACCUUGGUGACAGGUACGAAGUUCUACCAAGUUAUGGCCACGUAAGGGACUUGGCUUCUAGGUCAGGAUCUGUACGUCCUGACGAUGACUUUAGUAUGGUAUGGGAAGUUCCAUCCUCUGCUUGGACUCAUCUAAAGAGUAUAAAGGUUGCAAUUAGUGGCGCAGAUAAUCUUAUUCUUGCAUCAGAUCCUGAUCGAGAAGGAGAGGCCAUUGCUUGGCACAUAAUUGAGAUGUUGCAGCAACAGAAAGCUUUGCGUGAAGAUUUAACAAUUGCUAGGGUUGUUUUUCAAGAAAUUACAGAGUCAGCCAUUAAAAAUGCUCUUCAAACUCCUAGAGAUAUUGAUGUUAAUUUGGUCCACGCUUAUCUUGCUCGUCGUGCACUUGAUUAUUUGAUUGGAUUCAACAUUUCCCCUUUGCUUUGGAGAAAGCUACCUGGCUGUCAAUCUGCUGGACGAGUACAAUCAGCUGCCCUUUCUCUUAUAUGUGACAGAGAAUUAGAAAUUGAGGAAUUCAAACCACAAGAGUAUUGGAGUGUGGAAGCCACAUUCAGCUCCAGUGCAGCAUCAUCACCAAACAAAUCUUCUCUGCGGUCAUAUCUGACUCAUUUUGGUAAAAAUAAAUUGAAUCAGUUUUCCAUUGGCUCAGCAACUGAGGCAAAGAAUAUUGAGCAGAUUGUGAGCUCGUCUGAUUUCAAGGUCACUGCUGCUAAGAAAACAAAAGUGAACAAAAACCCUCCCACUCCCUAUAUAACAUCAACCCUCCAGCAAGAUGCAGCAAAUAAGUUAAAAUUUUCUGCUUCCUAUACAAUGAAGCUGGCUCAGAAAUUGUACGAGGGGAUCAUGUUAACAGAUGGCAAGGUGGCUGGUUUAAUAACCUACAUGCGGACUGAUGGUUUACACAUGUCUGAUGAUGCAGUGAAGGAAAUAUGCUCUUUGGUACGAGAGCGUUAUGGUUCGGAGUUUGCUGUAAAAAGUCCUCGAAAGUUUUUAAAAAAGGUGAAGAAUGCCCAAGAGGCACAUGAAGCCAUUAGACCUACAGAUAUACAUAGGCUACCAUCAAUGCUUGGUAAUGCUGUUGAUGAAGAUUCUUCAAAAUUAUACACUUUGAUUUGGGCUCGAACAAUGGCCUGUCAAAUGGAAGCUGCACGAGUUGAUCAGAUACAACUUGAUAUUGGAAAUGAUAAUGGGUCCAUUUCCUUUCGCGCUGCUUGUUCUGCAGUUGAGUUUCCUGGAUACAGAUCAGUAUAUGAAGAUAUAGAAACUCGAUCUAUUGGAGAAAGUAACAAUGAACCUAAUGAUCGCGAAGUACUUUACAAGAUCCUCAGUAAUCUAAAACCGAAAGAUCUUUUGUGUCUUGGGAAUGUGGAAUCACGUCAACACCAUACUCAGCCUCCACCACGCUACUCUGAGGCAUCAUUAGUGAAGAAGAUGGAAGAGCUGGGAAUUGGAAGGCCUUCAACGUAUGCAGCCACACUAAAAGUUUUACAAGGCAGGAAAUAUGUAACAGCAAAAAACAGAGUGCUAUACCCUGAAUUUCGUGGUCGUAUGGUCUCAGCCUUUCUCUCCCAGUAUUUUAAUGAGGUGACAGACUAUAGUUUUACUGCUGACAUGGAGACUGAGCUUGACAAUAUUUCUGCUGGAUCAACUGAAUGGAAAGGUCUCCUUAAUGAUUACUGGGGUAGGUUCAGUACUUACUGUGAUCGUGCCAGCAAAGUGCACAUCCAUCAAGUGGAGAAAAUGUUAGAAAAAACUUAUGAAAACUUCCUUUUCUCCUCACUUCCUGAAGAAAGCCGAGCAUGCCCCAUGUGUGUGGAUGGUACUCUAAUCUUCAAGGUGAGCCGAUUUGGGGCAGGGUUUUUUAUAGGUUGUGAUCAACACCCCAAAUGCAAGUAUAUAGCUAAGACAUUGUAUGGGGAAGAAGAUGAAGAUGAAGAUCCUGAAAAAAGCAUUAAUGUUGAAGAACCAAAGCUACUGGGUACUCAUCCCCAGUCCGGUGAGAAGGUUCUUUUGAAGAGCGGUCCUUAUGGGUCUUAUGUGCAGUAUGGUGAAGACAGGAAAGGAUAUUUACCCAAACGGACGUCCAUUUCUCAGGGCGUUGAUGCUAACUCAAUUACGCUGGAAGAUGCUCUUGAUUUGCUUCGCUACCCCAUCAAAGUGGGAAACCAUCCUGUAGAUGGUCAGACAAUAGAAUUAAAGAUCUCAAGAUCUGGGUUUACUAUUAGGCAUCGACGUAGCAUUGCUUCUGUGCCAAAGAACUUGUCUCCAGAAGAUAUUGAUGUGGAUAAAGCGAUAGAGUUGCUCUCGAGUACUAAUGUUCGAAGAAUUGGUCGACCAAAGGGUAGUAAAAGGCAUGAAGAAGCUGUCGAUGUUUAGAAUGGUGGUUUGAGCAACAUGCUAUAAAUUUUUUUGUCGACUACAACGAGUUAGUAGUUGAUGGUUCCAUUUCUUUCGAUCAUCCAUAGUAUCUUUUCAUUUUUGUUUCUCGGCUUUGGAUGUUUUCGUAGUUAUUGUUUAUAGAAAAUUAGGUGUUUUUUUAAAGUUAUACUUGGAGGAUCUUAUUCUUAUAAAUUUUGAUAGAGAUCUUGAGGGAACAUUGUAGCACAUUGGGUCAUAACCAAUAAAUCGCUCCAAGGAAGUGCGAAAUUUAUAAUAGUAGGUACUAGUUUUUCUGUAAUUUUUGUUACUGUCAAUUAUGUGUUAACUUAAUGGUUAAAUGUUUUUCCUUUUCUCUUAUAA